AUGGCCAAUUCUACCCUCUUCAUGUUGCCUGCAGAGUCGCAACGUAUCUGCAAGACGGUUCAGGAUCAGAUACAACAACGAGAAGAACAAAAAGGCCAACCAAGGAAGCAGAGAGAUUCCAAACAUUUGAUCGAGAAUGCUGUAUCAGCUUCUUUAAUGCAAGAUCUUUCAUUCGCAGCGUUUGGUCUAAGCGUUGCAAAGAAGACCAAGGAAACAAUGGUGGCGUAUGGUAUUGGUCAACCAUAUACACCUUGUGUGGUCGGAAUCUCGGAACUGCAGCCAAUGGAACUGACAAAGUUGCGUAUGGAAACACAUCACCGAGGUUGUUUUAUUCACUUGCGACGUGUAUCGCCGGUUGUCAUCCUCGAAGCAUCAUCAUGGACAGUUGUUCAAGGAGACUUAUCUAAUGAUGUUGAGCGACUAGAAGUUUUUCUUCAUAGGUCUCGGCAUGGGGGCGAUAUUCUAGACAUGGCAUCCGAACUUGUUGUCAAAGAGCCCUACUUUACCUUGAACAACCAGGGAGAACACACCAUUAGGAUCGAUCACCCUUCGGAUCUUAUCGUGACGGAAAUCAGCCAGGACCCUGAAAGUUGGCGAAAAAAGGAAUGCCGGUCAAGUGGAGAGACCACCUCGGCCGAAACAUGCAAGAAAAAGGGAAACAACGCCCUUCUCAAGAAGAAGAACCUGGCACAAGCCCAUUUCCACUAUACAAAAGGGCUAAAGCUCCUUGCGCAUCAAGACGGGAACAACACUCUGCGUAAAGAUCUCUACAGAAAUCGAGCGCAUGUCAACCUCCAGCUUCACCGGUUCGACGAAGCAAAGUCUGAUGCCCUAUCUUCUGUCACGGAUGGCCAAAGUGACGAACAUCGAGGUCUCGAUGCCAAGGCCUAUAACCGAGCUGGUUUGGCUGCUUAUGUCCAAGGCAUGUUUCUGGAAGCAAGGCAAUUCUUCGAACGACAAGCAGCUCUUCAACCUGGAGAGCGGUAUCCCCGGGCAUACCUUCCGAAGAUAAAUGCCAGGCUUCAGGAGCAGACAGAUGGUGCUUAUAAUAUGAAGAGUGUUGUCAGCUCGUUGUCCAAAACUGGAGGCAGACCUGAUGCUGCCACCUUCAACGGCCCUACCGAGAUCAAAGAUAGCCCUGGGGCCGGUCGUGGUCUUUUUGCGACUCGGGAUAUCCAAUCAAACGCGAUCAUCAUGUGCGAAAAGGCCUUUUGUGUGGCAUGGAGCCAUGAGCCCGAAACGUUCAGUUCGUUGGUGUGUGAUACGCGAGAAGACGCUGCCCUGAAAGUCUUCCCUGCUGGACUACACAAAGCAGUGGUCCGACAGCUACUCGAUAACCCUUCUCAUAUUGAGGAAGUACUGAAGCUUUGCGGAGACUACAAAGGGGAUGGCAAAAAGCUGCAGCAAGUGAAUGGCGCACCCGUAUUCGACACCUUUCAGAUACACGACAUUGUUCAGCGGAACGCUUUUGGGCUUGGGCAACAAACCGAAGACGAAGAUAUCAGCAACGCAAGCACUGGUCUAUGGAUCCGUGCAUCUUAUAUCAACCACUCUUGUAUUCCUAACUCAAAGAAGGAUUUCAUUGGCGACUUGGUCAUUUUCCGCGCGACUCGUAGAAUUGCAGCUGGAGAAGAGAUUACGCAUAGCUAUGAUGAGUCGAGUUCCUAUGAAGCACGAAAGGCAGCCAUUCAACGAUCGUGGAACUUUGAAUGCCAUUGUCAGCUUUGUGUGGUAGAAAAAACAGAGAGCGAGGAUAUACGGAGGAGGAGAGUCCAGGCGGAAGCUAAGGUGAAUGACUUUGCUAAGGGCAACAAUCCAGUCGGGGCGAGUGGAAUCGUGGUGAGGAGGGCGAAGAUGCUUCGUCAAGCUCUCAAUGAGACAUAUGAUGUGAAGAGAUGGAAAGGAUUACCGCGGCGAGGGCUUUUGACGAUAGAUGAGUGGCUACGGGUAGCCAGUUACAGAUAA
Molecule: messenger RNA, 1965 nt
Organism: Fusarium sp. VM40
Lineage: Eukaryota; Fungi; Ascomycota; Sordariomycetes; Hypocreales; Nectriaceae
Source: the annotation of a GenBank genome assembly